AUGACUUCAAGCUCUAUUAAUUUAAAUAAUACUGCAUAUGACAAUAUUGCGAAUAAUACUAUAAAUGCUAAUAUUGAACAUAACUUAGAAACAUCCGAAAUAGUGACAGAACAAUAUUCAACUUUAAACUCUGGACCAAACAAAAAAAAACUGAGCAAACAAAAAGAAUCAAAUGUCGAAAAGAAUUUUUUAGAAUAUUUAGAAGUACAAACACAGAAAGGGAUUAAUGAUGAUAAACCAGAUCAGCACAAAGAAUUUUUUAACUCCUUGUUACCAAUAGUUCGAAAAUUUAAUGACGACCAGACACUACUUUUGAGAUCAGAGGUGAUCAAAAAUCCACAAACUAUCAUUAAGAGAUGCCAAUCUUGUAGGUUACCAGAGACAAUAAAACCAAAUAUAUCAUGCACAUCUUUAAAACAUGAGCCAUACUUCCAUCAACCUCCAUAUAGUCUGUAUAGAAUGUAUAACCCGAACAAUCAGCAAUAUAUACAUCCACAACAAACAUCAUCACAGUAUGCAAAUACUCAAUACAACAUAUUACCUGCAAGGAAUACCAGUCUUUAUGUCCAAUCUCAAAAUGUUCAAAAUGUCCAUAGUCUACAACCCCCAGUUCAAACUUAUGCUUCGUCUCAACAUAUUAAUGUCGUUUCCCCAGAAUCUUCACACCAAUCAAAUGCCAGUUCUCCUUCUCCAUAUUCAAUAUCAACACUUUCACAUCACUCGGAUAUUGUGCCAGGGAGAGAUGAGAUAUAUUCUGAUUCUGAUAUAAUGGAUGAGUUUUUAAUAAAAAAAAUUAAUUAUUACUAA
Molecule: messenger RNA, 807 nt
Organism: Cinara cedri
Lineage: Eukaryota; Metazoa; Arthropoda; Insecta; Hemiptera; Aphididae
Source: the annotation of a GenBank genome assembly